Molecule: messenger RNA, 1741 nt
Organism: Suillus subalutaceus
Lineage: Eukaryota; Fungi; Basidiomycota; Agaricomycetes; Boletales; Suillaceae
Exons: 3
Coding region: 83-1558 (491 amino acids)
Source: RefSeq, a predicted model, not a curated record
AUGGCGUCCAACCAUCAUAUACCACUCUGUACCACCUGGCGUUGACGUGUCAAACUUUCCGAGAGCUGGCACUGGACACCCUAUGGGCGCAUAUACAAGCGUCAUACGCGCUUGUCAUGUGCCUGCCUCAGGACGCUCGUUCUCCACCAUGGAUUUGAUCGGAGGGGAUCUCAGCAUGUUGGGAAUCUCUAUAUGCCGUUCCGAUAUGGCUAUAACAGGUAACAUGGUGAGGCUUCUCAGACCAUUAGUCGAUGAUGAUUGGGUUACUUUUCGAAAGUAUGCGCGCAAAGUGCGCUCACUCACUUUCAAAAAACAUGAUGUGAGACAUUGUGGGCUGCGUGAUAACGUUGCACUUGCUCUUUUGGACUCUCAUGCUUCGCCGUCCCCAUCGUUUCCUCUACUCCACGAGCUGUACUGGUAUGACAUGCGUGAUGCGCUUCUACCUUGCUUGCACCACUACAUUUCCGCGUCCCUUACUCGACUUGUCAUCCAUUCGGAGCAUUGGCCAUUAGCAAUGGUCGAUCUCUUGGCAGGCGUGGGCAAGGCUUGUCCUAAGAUCAAAGAAUUUCGUUGUUCGACCCCACCCGCUAGUGCAUGUACCAUGCUGUCAGAUAUCGUCACUUACUGGGACGAUCUGGAGAUCUUGGAGACGGUGGCAGUGAAUGCACAGGCAUUGAAGCAUCUUGCAUCCCUCAAACAGCUGAGGGAGCUGAAGAUGCUCGUGCCAGAAGGUUACAGCCUAGAACCGACGUCGCCGUUCAGCGUCAUAUUUUCGGUGGACAAAAUCAGUAUGACUGCUCCAAAGGUCGAGCAUCUUCUCGCUUUUUUGGCCCCCUUGCAACUCUCUGCGAAGAGCGCGCAGCUGAAUAUCAAGACAGCUCCAAACGCAGUUGAUCUCGGCCAGCUACUUUCCUCCAUCACAGAGCAUUUCAAAUUCAACGUUUUAGAAUCGUUGAAUGUUGGGGUGGCUCGCCCCACCGAUUUCGCCGAUCACGCCCUUUUCGAACCAACCGCUUCCGCCUUACGAGGGCUACGGGCCUUCACAGGGCUCACCAAUCUCAAUCUCAGCUCAAUGCAUAUUUCUAUCACCGAUGAUGAAAUUAUAGACCUUGUUUCUGCUUGGCCGCAAAUGAAACAUCUUUAUCUUGACACGGACCGGAGCUGGGAAGUUACCCGCUUGGGGGUGACAUUUCUCGGGCUUGCAGGUGUUCUCGAGCGCUGUCCAAAACUGCGUUCGCUGGGGAUCAAUCUAGAUACAACGGCCCUUUCUCACACCCACCACCAAUACACUGGCAUCACCAGCGAGCAACUCACUGACCUACAUGUUGGGUAUGCAGAAUGUAACGAUGUUGAGGCCAUUGGCAACCUGUUAGCUGGGGUGUGUCCCAACUUGAGCCAUAUCUAUUGCACGCGUCCCGUAAAUCCCGAUUACGAAGAUGUUUCCACUCAUCAUACAUGGUUCGAAGGGGCAGGAACAUGGAAAAAGGUCGAAAAUUUCAUCAUUCAAAGGAGAAGGGAGCAACUAAUACGACAAUGGAUAUAUACCGGCCGUUUCUGAUGUAAAGAAUUGGUACAAAGCACCCGAGCGAGUUGCUUUUUUCUCGUGUACAAGACAAAUGUCAGUAAUUCUAUAUAUUCGGAGGAAUCUGUGAUCAUACAACGUGUAUGCCCCAUGGCAGACAUCGCACUGGCAUGCUGAGCUAUUAUAAUGGUAUUUACUUGUAAUGGGACGCGAGCGCAG